AUGUUUAGCUUGAAAGCCCUAUUGCCAUUAGCCCUGUUGUUGGUCUGCAUCGACCCGGCCGCUGCCAAAGUUCACAAGGCAAAAAUCUAUAAGCACAAAUUGUCCGACGAGAUGAAAGAAGUGACUUUUGAUCAGCAUUUAGCUCAUUUAGGCCAAAAGUAUCUGACUCAAUUUGAAAAAGCCAACCCGGAAGUCGUAUUUUCCAGGGAACACCCUUUCUUCACCGAAGGUGGUCACGAUGUACCAUUGACGAAUUACUUGAACGCUCAAUAUUACACUGAUAUUACUUUGGGUACCCCACCUCAAAACUUCAAGGUUAUUCUGGAUACCGGCUCCUCAAAUCUUUGGGUUCCAAGUAACGAGUGUGGUUCUUUAGCUUGCUUCCUACACUCUAAAUACGAUCAUGAAGCUUCGUCAAGUUACAAAGCUAAUGGCACCGAAUUUGCCAUCCAAUAUGGUACUGGUUCCUUGGAAGGUUACAUAUCUCAAGAUACCUUAUCCAUUGGUGAUUUGACCAUUCCUAAGCAAGAUUUUGCUGAAGCUACCAGUGAACCGGGCCUAACCUUUGCGUUUGGUAAGUUCGAUGGUAUUCUGGGCUUGGGCUACGAUACCAUUUCCGUCGAUAAGGUGGUUCCACCAUUCUAUAACGCCAUCCAGCAGGAUUUGUUGGAUGAGAAGAAAUUUGCGUUCUAUCUGGGCGAUACUUCCAAGGAUAGUGAAAAUGGUGGUGAAGCCACUUUUGGUGGUAUCGACGAAUCCAAAUUUAAGGGUGAUAUUACCUGGUUGCCAGUUCGUCGUAAGGCCUACUGGGAAGUCAAAUUUGAAGGUAUUGGUUUAGGCGAUGAGUACGCCGAAUUAGAGGGCCAUGGUGCUGCCAUCGAUACAGGUACUUCUUUGAUCACCUUACCAUCUGGUUUGGCUGAGAUGAUCAACGCAGAACUGGGUGCCAAGAAGGGUUGGACUGGCCAAUACACUCUUGACUGUAACACCAGAGAUAGUCUACCUGACUUGAUUUUUAACUUCAAUGGGUACAAUUUCACUAUCGGGCCAUACGAUUACACUCUCGAAGUAUCAGGUUCCUGUAUCUCUGCCAUUACCCCAAUGGAUUUCCCAGAACCAGUCGGUCCAUUGGCCAUUGUUGGUGAUGCCUUCUUGCGUAAAUACUAUUCCAUUUACGAUUUGGGUAACGACGCUGUUGGUUUGGCCAAGGCUAUUUAA
Saccharomyces kudriavzevii IFO 1802 is the source of this 1218-nucleotide messenger RNA. RefSeq names its product proteinase A (gene PEP4). The record is from RefSeq and is a predicted model, not a curated record. Gene Ontology annotation, cellular component: fungal-type vacuole. Gene Ontology annotation, molecular function: aspartic-type endopeptidase activity. The transcript has a single exon. Bases 1 to 1218 code for a protein of 405 amino acids. Lineage: Eukaryota; Fungi; Ascomycota; Saccharomycetes; Saccharomycetales; Saccharomycetaceae.